Vitrella brassicaformis is the source of this 4422-nucleotide messenger RNA. The record is from the annotation of a GenBank genome assembly. NCBI's taxonomy places the organism in Eukaryota, Vitrellaceae.
CAAACCUUUAAGUGUAUCUCUGUCUGUCUCACUGGCGGCGCCACGCGCGGGCAGCCAUAUUCAUUUGUGCCGACUUCCAGCCAUCCGGUCAGAAACCAAGUGCUUGGGCAGUCACACAUUCCUGCAUCGACCAUCCAUCACGUUUGGUGUAUCUUGUUCACCAAGAGGCCGUGCAGUCAGUUGGUGUCUCACGCCGCCUAUUUGAUCUUCGCCUUGAUCUCUUUCAUGUGCCCCUCCAUCCUUGCCUCCAUCUCCGCCUGUCGUCUGUCCAUCUCCGUCAGCCGCUUGUCCAUCUGCUUUUCCGUUUGUUUCUGCUCUGUCCGCACCUCCGCGAGUUGUGUCCGCAUCUCCCGCAAGGCUGAGGGGCAAAGAAAUGAAUGGGCUUCCGAAGAAAAAGAGUGCUCUGCCGUGUACUGCCUCCCUGUGGGUCCUGUCUCACCAGCCAUGACAUCAGGCACGCUCGAGUCGUGAUGGUCGGCCGCCUCAAUCCACUUGUCGAUGCUGUCCUUGAAUUUGAUCCGUGCUUUGCGUCUCUGAUCAGCCAUCUCCGAAAUGUCAGUUCCGGUGGCGCCAAAAGAAAACAGCCCCUACCCGAGAGAAACGAGACAAAGCCAUUGAUUGUCUCAUGUGACUUGUCUUAAGUUGACCCUCACUCGCUGGGCGUAUUGGCACAGAAGAAAAAGUGACAUCAGGAGGAUGACAAGGGGUAUGACCAGUACCUCCCAAUAGUUCCCUCCCCGUAUCAGUCGUGGGAGACGCUCCAGCACUUUGUAGAUGGCCACGGGUGUGAAGGCGACGGCGAAAAGGAGUCCGUCGACGGUAAAGUACAGAGCCACCAUCGACCAGAAGGCAAUGCGGCAGAGUGCCGACUGAUGUCGCCGUUGUUCGCUGAUGAGGGAGGCGAGAUACCGCAGGGGCUCCGACACGACCACAGCUGCACACACACAGAUGCCCACAUGUGACGGAUGCAUUUCAUGACUCUUGUGGCACCGACCGAUGAGGUUGAAUGGCGACGGCAGUCGCUCGUGGUGCGGCAUUGUCAGAUACUCAUUCAACACGCGAAUACGCAGCAGCCUGCGGAGAUGAGCGGAGAGAGGGCCAUUAUGUGCCGCUGUCUGUCUGUCUGUCUCCCUCGUCCCUGAUACUGAUAUUGUGCAGCCUGUGUCUCCUCGAUGGCCGAAUACGUCGACGCCUGACAUACACAGAGAAAGAUUGAACAGCCACAUGGCCCACUCGAUUUCCCUUGUAUCUCGUGUCUGUCUCACCAUGAUGGCGAUGAGCAGGUUGAGCUAUCGAUGGAUGCCGGCAGACACAAAGAGAGACAGGGACAACAAAGGGAGUCCUUGUGUGUUGCUGAGAGAACGAGUGGUUUCGACGUACGAGUAUGAUGGACGAGAGGAUGACGUAAGUGAACAGCAGGACGGCCCCCAGCGUGUCGUGGCUCUCUAUGGCGUUGGUCAGCGCCUCGUUGAACUCACCGAGACCCGCGUAGAAACUGCACAGCACAACAAGACAGAGAGAGGCAGGUGUCCCUUUCCUCUGUGUCUUCUCAUGAGGUCCCAUGCGCACAGAGUGAGUGUGGCUUUGGGGAAGGAGCCGAAGUACUGGUGGUCUUCGUCGGACGAGAGGACGGUGAAGACGCCCGCGAAGACCAGCAGGAUGUAGACGUACAGACACAGAAACAUGCUGAUGUCCGAAAACAUCCUCACAACCGCACUGACACACACACACCACACACAGCAUCAGACGCCUCUCUCUGUGUGUCUGUGUGGCUCCCUUUCACUGACAGUAUGAGUGGCCCCACGGUUGGCUGCAGGCUGGCGGUUUGCAGGAGGCGCAGCGCAAAGAGCAGCGCUAUGACGAUCAAUGAGCUCACUUCCGCCUCGGCAGAGUAGCCCAGGAAGUGGACGGCAAUAAAGGCAGUGAUCGCCAGGCUUGAAGACAUGUCGAUGACAUUCCUGUGCAGUGAUGUAUGCCAUAAAGAUGAGGUCGCCAGUAUGGUUGUCUCUGCAUUUCGGACUCGUACCAUGAGUCGGCCCAGUAGGCUGCCUUCAGGCGGACGCCCUGCAGACACACAGAGGGGAUGUCGUCGUUUCUCAGUCAUGUCUCCCGAUCUAUCUCACUUGGAAGGCCUCCUGAAUCACGAAGCCGAUGCCGGUCAGCACUGCCCCCCACAGCCACACCGACUGGCCCAUCACGGCACUCUCAAUCACGCCGCUGUCUCCUCUGAUCGACUCGAUGUGCAGCAGCACAAAGGCCACCCUGCAACACACACAGACAAGAGGUGCCAUGCGCUUUCUCUGCCUCCAUCGUGGUCCAUGUCUGUCGUCUUACAUCAGCAGCAUUGACAGCACGCGGGUAAUAAAGACAUCACGGGGUGCAAACUGAAUCCCAAAAAAGUCAGUAUGUGGUGGUUGCCAGUGCUUUGUGACGAGAGAGAUGCAGUUGGCUGUAACAAUUAUUGGCAGAAGGACGACGCCAUGAGCGGAUCGACAGCCAAAAGGGUGAGGUCUCUGUGUUGGCUACCUUGAGUCACUACUGUCAGGGGCUCCGCAGAUUCGAGCAGCGCAAACCACUCUCUCUCUUUGCCCUUAAGUGAGUUUCGGAACAAGUCUUCGUCUGUAUCGCUGCAGAAGUUAGCCGUGAGAGCCUGAACCGAUUGGAUAAUCACACGCAGAAGCAGAGGACGCCUGUGUGUGUGUGGAACAUUUACCUCGUUCCAGCCUGCUGUCUUCUCUAAAUCACUGCACACAAAACAAAAGGGGAAAAAGGUGCAGACUCGCAUUGUGCUCCGAUUCUCUGUCCAACUCACUCUGUGAGGGAGUCAUUCUGCCGAGACUUAAUCAAUCGGCGGAAGGUAGAGCACCAGCGGAGACUGUCGACGCCCAGCGAAUCACAUCGCCUCAGGCACUGUCCUAAGCCGUAUUUCGCGUAGGGGACCGCUUUGGGAAGGAGCUCUGGAUCCUGCAGCACGCUCUCGAGCUUCUCGUCAUCUGUCCCCAGGAGCUCCAUAGCGACCGCCCCAGCCACGGCAAACAUCGCACCAACGAAUUUUGGGUCGUUUGCCCUCACAUAGGUUUCCUCGAGGGCAAAAUCGAGAGGCGUCCUUCCGUACUGUCAGAGUCACAUAACCAGGGACAAUACCGAGAAAUACCUCGGCGCAGUGCAGCGUACAUUGUUUUUGAUCCUCAAGAGCUGUGGGUUCACCCUUAACAUCCACUCCACCACAUCGACAUGGCGAUUCCCUGCAGGAGAACACAAAGAGACACGUUGAAGACUCAUGCCCUUGUGGUUGUCAUUUGCAGAAGUGAAUGACAUGCUGCCCGAUGAAGAGGCGUCCAGCCAUCCUACAGACACAAAAUGGAGAAGACAUCUGUCAGCUGUUCAAUGCACCAGUCGACAUUCCUUUAUCCUUACGUUGUCCCGAGCCUCCAGCAGUUCCUUUCCGCCCCACUCGACAAACUUCUCCACAACACCAACUGACCCUUCUCUUGCUGCCAAGUGAAGAGGCGUGUUGCCACCCUACAGACACAGCAUGAGGGCAGCAGUGAAGACAUCGGUCGGCUGAUGAGUAGAAUCAGUGUAAUUGUCGAGCACGAUACCCCAUCUUUCAGGUUGAGCAGGUGGUGUCGGUUGUGCAGCAGCACCUCAAACACCGCCACAGACGAACUUCGCCCUGAGGAGCACACACAGGGGCCACUCAGCUGCAUCAUCAUGUUUGUGUCGUGAUGCGAAGAGGCGUACCUGCGGCGUAAUGGAUGGCAGAUUCUUCGUUCCGGUAGCCGUAUCCAGUCGUCAGCACUUUCUCGGUUUGCUCAGGCAACAGACCGUCGAGGGCCUUCCGCAGGUCCUCCGCAUCUGACGCAUCGAUGGCUUUCUUGAUGCUGUCUCUCAGUGCAUCUGUCGGUUCCCACUCGUCGGCGGCCGGGGCGCCCACCAGGGGGAUCUGCAGACGACGCACAGACGUCCGAGAGGCCUCAGAGUCGACUGACACCAACACACCUGCUCGAAGCGUCUCGGUGCCUUGGUGAUGUCAUCGGUGACGUCGGGCAGCUGGGGCUCCGUCAGCCCUUGGCCAUCGUCCUGCAGGAGAGGAAUGUGCUCACUCGAGGCCGACGCCAUCUGCAGUGGACAGACGCACACAGACACCACUCGUCAGAGGCAGCCGCUGGUCACUGUGCCACAAGGGCAUUGCAGGGUGACCUUGGGAUGGUCUGUCUGUGUGUGGUGGAUGGCCUGCUGUGCGGCAGCGUCGCCCUCGUCGACUCUCGGCAGCUGGAUGUAGCACGCCUCAUCAACACCACUGGGGCGGCUGUGGCCGUCUCGCACACUGCCGCCCCCCCGGCCCUGCACACGGGGGCUGCGCUGCGUGUGCAGCAAACCCUACAUCUUUGCCACACGGGGUCUCCUGGCGCGAGACGC